This is a messenger RNA of Penicillium pulvis, 808 nucleotides long. RefSeq names its product 40S ribosomal eS30 domain-containing protein. The transcript has 3 exons. Gene Ontology annotation, biological process: translation. The coding region runs from base 1 to 396 and encodes 131 amino acids. Lineage: Eukaryota; Fungi; Ascomycota; Eurotiomycetes; Eurotiales; Aspergillaceae. The record is from RefSeq and is a predicted model, not a curated record. Gene Ontology annotation, cellular component: cytosolic small ribosomal subunit; ribosome. Gene Ontology annotation, molecular function: structural constituent of ribosome.
AUGAGUCAAAGAUCACAUGACCUUCGCUGUAAAAAGCAGCGGAAGAACUCAUUUAUCCGGCCGCCCACACUCGCACACUCGCUAAGCCCGCCCCACACGGUCGCACUCCCAAUUUUGCAACUCCAUCGUCAAAGAGCGAAUCGUCUCCAUCCCCCUUCAACAAAUCGUUCAUCCCAGUCCGUUCAUCGCCAAAAAUCAUCCAAUAUGGGUAAGGUUCACGGAUCUCUCGCCCGUGCCGGUAAGGUCAAGGCUGCCACCCCCAAGGUUGAGCCCCAGGAGAAGAAGAAGCAGCCCAAGGGCCGCGCCUACAAGCGUGUUCUCUACACCCGCCGCUUCGUCAACGUUGUCAUGACCGGUGGCAAGCGCAAGAUGAACCCCAACCCCGGUGCUGCUUAAAUCAACGCAUCUUGAUAAACAAAAACCCCGAGGCGUGGAGGGAGGUCGGAUUCUACGAUUUUGAAAGACAUUCGCAAAACUCGACACCGCUACGGCCCCAUCGAAACGAAGGCUCACCAGAUACGGCUGGCUACUUGUACGGAUGAUAUCAUGCUGCGUUUCAUUUUGAAUUUUCGGCAACGGAUCGGUUUUUUGAGGGGUGGAACAUGGGAAAUGGAUGAAUACCACAUGGUGGCCUGAGGAUGAAAAGUUCUGGCUAGAAGCGAGCUGCUUAUUGGUAGGCUGCGCUUGGGAUGGUCGCUUUUGACUCGUACAUAGGCUAUUCCAUGCAUUGCAUUUCCGAUCCUUGAGUGGAAUCUUGCUUUACAACUGUGUAUGUGCCUAGACCUGGGAGAUCCUUUCUGAUGUGAGC